This is a messenger RNA of Nerophis ophidion (straightnose pipefish), 3804 nucleotides long. RefSeq names its product ring finger protein 180a (gene rnf180a). The transcript has 4 exons. Gene Ontology annotation, biological process: serotonin metabolic process; protein polyubiquitination; norepinephrine metabolic process. Gene Ontology annotation, cellular component: endoplasmic reticulum membrane. The record is from RefSeq and is a predicted model, not a curated record. The coding region runs from base 1704 to 2879 and encodes 391 amino acids. Gene Ontology annotation, molecular function: ubiquitin protein ligase activity; metal ion binding; ubiquitin conjugating enzyme binding. Lineage: Eukaryota; Metazoa; Chordata; Actinopteri; Syngnathiformes; Syngnathidae.
CAUUAGUUUUAUAUGCGCAUUCACCGAACCCUUCUUAGUGAAAAAUAAAAUGUUUUUUUUUUUUAGAUUCAAGACAAAGUUAAGUGUUUUUGGUACCACUUUCGUAUGGAGAACAUAUUCUAAGUAACACAGACUUAAUUUGGAGUUAUUUGGUUAGGGCAGGGGUAGGGAACCCAUGGCUCUAGAGCCGGAUGCGGCUCUUUUGAUGAUUGUAUCUGGCUAUCAGAUAAAUCUUAGCUGACAUUGCUUAACACGAUAAGUAAUUAAUAAUUCCGCUGGUAAUCACAGUGUUAAAAAUAACCUUCAAAUUAUAAAACAUUCUCAUGCAUUUUAAUCCAACCAUCCGUUUUCUAUCGCACCUGUUCAAGAUGUCGCAUUAAUGGUAAGAAGUAUUAUACUUAUUAUUGGUUAACUUUUAGAAUAACAAUUUUAUUACAAAGAAUAAGAAACUUACUGGCUUCACGGUGGCAGAGGGGUUAGUGCGUCUGCCUCACAAUACGAAGUUCCUGCAGUCCUGGGUUCAAAUCCAGGCUUGAGAUCUUUCUGUGUGGAGUUUGCAUGUUCUCCCCGUGAAUGCGUGGGUUCCCUCCGGGUACUCCGGCUUCCUCCCACCUCCAAAGACAUGCACCUGGGGAUAGGUUGAUUGGCAACACUAAAUUGGCCCUAGUGUGUGAAUGUGAGUGUGAAUGUUGUCUGUCUAUCUGUGUUGGCCCUGUGAUGAGGUGGCGACUUGUCCAGGGUGUACCCUGCCUUCCGCCCGAUUGUAGCUGAGAUAGGCGCCAGCGCCCCCCGCGACCCCGAAAGGGAAUAAGCGGUAGAAAAUGGAUGGAUGGAAGAAACUUACUAUACUCUAAAAAUGUUGGUCUUACUUAAAAAUGCACGCAUUUAGUUGUAUUCAGUGUUAAAAAAUAUUAUAUGGCUCUCACGGAAAUACAUUUUGAAAUAUUUGGCUUUCUUGGCUCUCUCAGCCAAAAAGGUUCCCGACCCCUGGGUUAGGGUUAGGGUUAGAGGGUUACGGUUAUAAUGAGGCCAUGCUGAAUAAGGCAUUAAUAGGUACUUAAUGAUGACUAGUUAAGAGCCAAUAUGUUACUAAUUUGCAUGUUAAUAAGCCACUAAUUAAUGGUGAAUAUGUUCCCAUACUAAAGUGUUACCAUGUUUUUUUACUGGUGCACAAAAUGAACCGUGUAUGAACAUCACCUUUCUCAAAUAACAAAACCGACACAGUGCAUAAACUCAACAAAUUACACACCGGCAAAUCAAUGUGACUUCUGCUGUUGCCGUAUCCGUAAUACGCCGAUAGGUAGAAGGUUGUGUUUUGACCUCCGCCGAACCCCUGAUGCCGACUCACCGAACCCCUAGGGUUCGAUCGAACCCAGGUUAAGAACCACUGAUCUAGUUUGUUCAUUUUACAUACUGCACUCUUCUGACACAAAUAACCAUGGCCGGGCCUCAUGCUAUUGUCAUCUAUUGUGAAACGGUGGGGCCGGUGGGCCUUUUCUUUUUUGUUUCACAUAGCAUGGAAUGUCCCAGGGGGCUUUUACUGGUGCGGUUUUGGGUGGGGGUCGAAUGGAGCUGCCGGGUUGACCUCCCGCUCACUGGAACAGUCCCUCGAAACUCCCAAAUCACAUUAAAGCAUCACACGCGUAGAAAGGAGUGAGGAUGAAAAGGGGGAGAACCGGCAAGCGGGCCUGAAGGUUGCGGCCAUGAGCUCCCAGGCUGGGGCCAGCGGGGAUUGUAGUGUGGAGAAGCUGGUGAGACCCCCAAUGCCGGGACGGAAAGUCCACAGAGUCACAAGACAAGUUAAGACGAGAGAACAAGAGGACAGAGGGGCGCUCGUCAGAAGGCCCAUCAGCAUCGAGACUAUUGGGAAUGCAUCAGGAGAAAGCAUGGCGAGUCUGUCGAGCUCUGAGGCGGAGGGAUCGAACAACGAGCCAAGAGGAAGCUCCGCCACCAACGUGAAACCACAAGCCUCUGUCCAAGCCAGAUCCACUCCAGCGACCCCUCAGAGACUCUUGUCAUCCAGGACACAUGCAGUGGACCCCCGCAGCUGUCCUGGCAGAGACCCUGAUCCUUUCUGGCUGGAAGUGCAGAGGACAGGGUGGUCAUGUGAGGAGGAGGUGGAUGAGGAGGAGGCGGGGGCAAGUGGGGGGAUUGACGCGAUGAGCCCACCUUUGACCCCGACACCGCUGGUGUCGUUGGUCGGGGAGAGGAGGAUGAGCAGAAGAGAGAGAAAAAGGAUAAAAUGUCUGAGAAGGAGGCAGAGGAGGAAGGAGCGAUGGAGACAGAGUCAGCUGCAGAGUUCCACAGCUAACGUUAGCAGCACCGACAGCUGCGACGACGACGACGACGACGAGGAAGAAGUGCUGAGCAACAAAGAGGGUUACAUCUGCGCCGUGUGUCUGGACGUCUACUUCAGCCCGUACAUGUGUCAGCCCUGCAGGCACGUCUUCUGUGAGCCUUGUCUGAGAACGCUGGCCAAAAACUGUCCCGCCAACACCCCCUGCCCCCUCUGCAGGACCACCAUUACGCACGUAUUCUUCCAGAAGGAGUUAAACAAUAUGGCGAGGACCUUCUUCCCAAAGGAAUACCUGUGUCGGAAGCAGAACUUCCAGAAGGCGAGUUGUGCGAAAUGGCCUCUUCCGAGCUGCAGAAAGCUCUUCAGAAUAUUUGGAGGUUUCAGGAGACCUUCCAGUCCAGGAGCGUGGCGCCAGUUGCCCCGCGGGGGAGCCUACCGUCUGGACGCUUUGGACUUUGACAACGACACCCAAGGGUGGCACUUUGACAUGGACAUGGUCAUCAUCUACAUUUACUCGGUCAACUGGAUCGUUGGCUUCUUCAUCUUCUGCAUUCUGUGUUACCUCUUUUUCCCCUCUUUUUGAAAACAUGGAAUGAAUAAUGAGAGAUGGAUAUUUGAACGGAAUUGUGUGACCAUAGCAACAACAAUGUCAUAGAACAACAAACAUUAGGUACAUCUGCACAAUUGAAUUACAGUCCAUUCAAUAGAAGAGCGUUAACAAAAAUGAAUAAUAACGCUUUUAUGUGUGGAGAUUACGAGAAAUGGCCAUGCUAGACCACUCAAGCAGCAUGUUGUUAUCAUCAAUAUUAUUUUUACUUUAGCAUGUGCCAGCCUAAUGCUAAUAAAUACCGCCAUUAUUGCUUGAAUGUCUAGUGAUAAAUAAUCAAGGCCUCAGUGUGUGUGUGGCACACUCACUGGCUGUAUUGACACUGCAGUGAUGCUGUGUUGGUGCUUCAUAAUAACCCUUUCGUCUGCAUUAAGGAAGGGGAUACAAAAGGCCCUAUUUGUUGUCAGUUUACCUAAGACAUGAAACGGGAAGAAUUGGGGGGGUUGGGGGGAUGCACAACCCACUAUCCGCAUGGCAAUAGAGUGUUGAAUAUCUUAAAAUGUGUUUUGUGGCAAUACCAAUUUUGACCACAGCGUAAAGUGGCGCUUUCCACCUUUUUCGGCAGACCGCAUUACAAAAUGAUUAAUACGGGAGAUCCAACCAGAAUGAGGUCGUGUGAAUUUCUUCACUAUUGAACAUUUGAUCGGCAAAUAAAAUAUAUAUAGUUCCAAAAUAUAACUGCAUUUUCGAACGAACAGCUGUUAUAUAUAAUAAAUAUUAUAUUUUAUAUAUAUGAUAUAGACCACGGGUCACCAACCUUUUUGAAACCAAGAGCUACUUCUUGGGUACUGAUUAAUGCGAAAGGCUACCAGUUUGAUACACACAUAAAUAAAUUGCCAGAAAUAGCCAAUUUGCUCAAUUUACCUUUAAUAUAUAUAUAUAUAUAUAUAUAUAUAUAUAU